UUGGCCCUGUCCCGGCCGAGGCAGCGGGGCUGAGGCGCGGUGUCAGCCCUGCUCGCCCGCGACCUGUGGGUGGAAGCGGUUUGCCGCCGGCAGGCUGUGAGAGCGGCCUGAGAGGGAGAAAGGGCCCGCCGCGUCCGUCUGUGCGCCCCUUGGGGGUUCAGCGCCGGAUGGCGAAGCUCUCGGCAGCUCUGCCGAGCGGGGUCCUGCCCCAUUCGGCGUCGGCGUCUGCUCACACUUGCCCCUGCUCUGGAGCACGGCUGUUUUUCUGUGGACCGGCUGCACUCCCUCAGAUGAACCAAGGCACUGUACCGCGCUUGUUUUAGCGGGCUGGCAGGGACACUCGCCGUCACAUCAACGAGUUAAGUGAGUUCAUAGAAGGAUCUGAAAAGCGCGGGUGUGGUGGGGUAACCAGCAGCCCAGCACCUACCCAGCAGCUCUGUCCUCCUCCCCCGGGACAGAGACGGGUGUAUAGAACAACAACGCACGUACCACAGGAAUUAGGACAGAUUAUGGAUUCAGAAACAUUUGAAAAAUCUCGUCUGUAUCAGCUGGACAAAAGUACUUUCAGCUUUUGGUCAGGCCUGUAUUCAGAGGUUGAGGGCACCAUGAUUCUGCUCUGUGGAGGAAUUCCUUUUCUUUGGAAUCUGUCUGGUCAGAUCUCUGGUCGUGCUGGGUUUGGACCAGAAUAUGAGAUUGUUCAGUCAUUGGUAUUUCUGCUGCUUGCAACACUCUUCAGUGCAGUGACUGGUCUCCCAUGGAGUUUAUAUAACACAUUUGUCAUAGAAGAGAAACAUGGCUUCAAUCAACAGACGCUGGGAUUUUUUUUUAAGGAUGCUAUCAAGAAGUUUAUCGUGACUCAGUGUAUUCUGUUACCAGUGACAUCCCUUCUGCUUUACAUUAUUAAAAUAGGGGGAGACUACUUCUUCAUCUACGCCUGGCUCUUUACAUUAGUUGUUUCCUUGGUGCUUGUUACAAUCUAUGCAGAUUAUAUUGCACCUUUGUUUGAUAAAUUCAUUCCACUUCCUGAGGGAGAGCUCAAGCAACAAAUUGAAACAAUGGCAAAGAGCAUUGACUUCCCAUUGACUAAGGUGUAUGUUGUUGAAGGUUCUAAGCGUUCUUCUCAUAGCAAUGCUUAUUUCUAUGGAUUCUUCAAGAAUAAGCGAAUAGUACUCUUUGACACCCUCCUGGAAGAUUAUUCUGCAUUGAACAAAGAGCCAGCAGGAGAAGAUGGCGAGAAUGAAGAGACAAAGUCUAAAACCAAAAAUAAGAAACAAGGAUGUAAAAAUGAAGAAGUUCUGGCUGUACUUGGUCAUGAGUUGGGUCACUGGAAACUAGGUCACACUGUCAAAAAUAUUAUCAUCAGCCAGAUGAAUUCCUUCCUCUGCUUCUUCCUGUUUGCUGUGUUAAUUGGUCGAAAAGAACUCUUUGCUGCAUUUGGUUUCUAUGACACCCAGCCUACCCUGAUAGGCUUGAUGAUUAUUUUCCAGUUCAUUUUUUCACCUUACAAUGAGGUUCUCUCAUUUUGCUUGACUGUAUUAAGCCGACGAUUUGAGUUUCAAGCAGACUCAUUUGCCAAGGAGCUUGGGAAGGCUAAAGACCUAUAUUCUGCUUUGAUCAAGUUAAACAAAGAUAAUUUAGGAUUCCCUGUUUCUGACUGGAUCUUUUCAAUGUGGCAUUACUCCCAUCCACCCCUUUUAGAAAGACUUCAGGCCUUGAAAGAUGCAAAGCAAGAGUGACAGGAAUCAUUGUUGGUUCAGAGACAGUGCUUCCAUCUCAGAAGCAAAGUUCAGAGCUGCUUUUUAAUUUCUUUUUAAAAAUGGAUAAUGCCAAUUAAGUGCAACGUUAACAGCACCAUGGAUCUCAGAAUCCUGAAACAGGUAUUAAAUUAUAAAUGACUUUUUUUAACAAAAACAAAACCGUGGAACUUAAUUUAGAAAAAGUACUGGUGAAGACCUUCCCCACAGACACACUGGCUUUUAUCUCCAUAUCAUAGUAUAGACUUGUAAAGGGAGGAAAACAAAAGUAUAGACUUCAAAGCACCUAUUUGUUCAGUUCAUGAAUGCCUUGAACAUUGCUUUUGAUCCUUUUCCCAUUCUCAGCAUUCUGUGAACCUUCCCGGUCUCAACCCUCUUCACAAUGAAGAGGGUUUGAGUGACUUGAUUUCCUGUAUAAUACUUGUACUCACCAGUCACUAUUUUGUGUUUUAAAAAGCUGAAUGCAAGUACAGGUCUUUCUCCUGGAUUCAUGUCUGUCAUAAUUGAAAAUGCCACUUAAUAAAACCUCUUUUCUCUGAAGUGUGGGAAGAAGAAUGAAUUACA
Haliaeetus leucocephalus (bald eagle) is the source of this 2318-nucleotide messenger RNA. It is a transcript of the gene ZMPSTE24, whose product is annotated as zinc metallopeptidase STE24. Gene Ontology annotation, biological process: CAAX-box protein processing. The transcript has 10 exons. Gene Ontology annotation, molecular function: metalloendopeptidase activity. The record is from RefSeq and is a predicted model, not a curated record. Gene Ontology annotation, cellular component: endoplasmic reticulum membrane. NCBI's taxonomy places the organism in Eukaryota, Metazoa, Chordata, Aves, Accipitriformes, Accipitridae. The coding region runs from base 510 to 1736 and encodes 408 amino acids.